Molecule: messenger RNA, 2347 nt
Organism: Nothoprocta perdicaria
Lineage: Eukaryota; Metazoa; Chordata; Aves; Tinamiformes; Tinamidae
Gene: CKAP2L
Product: cytoskeleton associated protein 2 like
Exons: 9
Coding region: 1-2121 (706 amino acids)
Cellular component (GO): cytosol; centrosome; mitotic spindle
Source: RefSeq, a predicted model, not a curated record
AUGAGCGCGGCGCGGCGGUUGCCGCCGGCGGCGCGACGGUUGGGCGGGCUGAGGCGAGAGCCCGGCAUGGAGCGGGCAGGGGGCGCCGCGGCGCAGGAAGAGCGAAGGCGACGACUGCAGGAGUACCUGGCAGCCAAAGGAAAGCUAAAAUGCUCGGGUACAAAACCCUAUUUAAAGGACCGGACUAAUCACCCCAAUCCACUCCUGAAACCACUUGCUAAACCAGAGCACGUGGCCAGGAGCAAGGAGGACGUUGUCGCAAGCGUGGCCAAGGGUGCACGCAGGGAUGACAGGCCUGGUGUCCGAAGCACCCAGCGCGCUGGCCUCGGCCCGCAGCAGAGGCCCUCAAAGCCACCCCAGAGAGCGGCGGCACCUUCAGGGCAGCUUCGGAAGAGCACCCAGCCAUCCAGCACAAACCCCUCCGCGCGGCCCAGAGGGAAGCUGCCAGCAUCCACCUCUCCUCAGCUGAGCGCAGGAAGGACCGAGGAAGCGGCCAAGGAGGCUGGCGCUGCUGUCCCCCUGCCCGGGGCACCUCGCUCCCUGAGCGAGGGCCUGCAGGAAAGGCUGCUCUGCAACAAGGAGAACAUCCCAGGAGAAGCCCCGUCGGAGCCCGCAUCGAGCGGCACAUUCGAGCCUGAUGGAAACGGUCACAGGAGAGCGGUGGCUCACGGACCAACCUCCACCACAGCACCCAGAGCCAGCCAGGGCCCAAAAGACAGAGCUAACAGUCACCAGAAGAGGGAGGGGCUGAUUCAGCACCAGCUUGGGAAAUCGCUGCCAGGCACAAAGGAGGCAUCUCAAAAACAGAGCAGCAAAACGCGGGCGUCGCAACCCGCUCCGUUCCAAACCCUCUCUAGGGCUUGGCUACAUAAAAAAACAGGAGCAAAACCCGAGAGCGUUAACACAGCAAGGCUGCCCCUAGGAAAAGCAGCUGGCACGCUUCCAGCAGGGAAUUUUAAGCACCAUAGUGGAGCUCCCCAGCUGAAACGAUCUCCUGCAAGACCUCCGGCCUCCAGCAGGCUCCAAGGGGCCGCGAAACUGGGGUGCACAAAGAGAUGCAGCCCCAGGCUGGCUGGCGCCGGGCAGCGGCCCGCGGCCAGAGGGGAGCCAGGUGGGAAGGACACAAAGACAGCGCCUCGGGGACACGCAGUGACAGCCCGAGCGAUGGGACCCGCAGCCACCGCUCGCAGCGCCCUCGGCUCCAAAACUCGGCCGCUUGAGAGGGAUGUUAAGACUAGGAAAGAAAGGCUUCAAGGCCCCGUGCUGGCACCGGCCAGCGUGCAGGCGAAGCGCGUGCCCAAGACCCCGACGCCAGAGGAUCGGAAGAAGCAGCUGCAGGAGUGGUUGGCGUCCAAAGGGAAGUCAUACAAGCGGCCCCCUAUGACGCUGCCUCCGAAAAAGCCAGUGAAAGACAAGCUGAUCUCCAGGAGCAGCGUCAAGGAGGAAAAAAAGGAGAGACCAGAGCAGUCCUGCUCGGACAGGAUCAAUAGCAUCUUAACCGACUACCUGAAGCUCAUUGAGGAGGGUGUCCCUUCCGAGGAGCUCCUGGAGAUGCUGGCCCGCGUCCCCCACGCCGAGACGUUCGCCAAGUUCUGGAUCUGCAAAGCGAAGCUGCUGGCCCGCGCGGGCCCCUUUGACGCCACGGGCUUGUACCGGGACGCGGUGUGCGCCGGGGCCGUGCCGCUGCAGGAGCUCAGGGACUUCAUCCUCCAUAUUCUAAAGAGCACGGAGAGGCCACAGGAAGGGGAACAGUCUGAGGCGCCUGUUGUUUGUGAGGCCGCGACACCGUGUCCGGGCGAGGGGCCGCACGCGGCAGAGACUCCCAGCCUGACAGGAAAGCACCCACCCAGCCUGCCCGGCUCCGCAAUCAAGUUACAGAUUCUCUCCAUUCCCAGGCCCAAGGAGUGGCCACAAGGGCAAGAGCUGAAGUUCUUGACGCCCGUGCGGCGCUCGCAGCGCGUAGAGUGGGCCGGGAGCCGCUACCCACCCAUGCUGAAGGACCACGACACCGUGGUGUCGUCCCUCGAGGAAAUCCUCGAUGGCGAAGAGGAGAGCGAGCUCUUUUUUCGGAAAAACGAGGCCUUGCCGGAGGUGACGGAGACGGAGAUUUUGGCUUUGUAGCCCUCCGAGUGUUGCUGGGCCUGGCAGCCUGUUGGCUCUCCCAUAGUGCCUGUAGCCUCACACUUAUUUCUCUCACUUCUCUCGUUGCCCCUCAGACAGGUGUAAAUGCACGGUGGGUGACAUGUAAUUAACCCUUUCUGCUCUUUUUAUAUAUAUAUGUAUAUUUAUGUAAACUUGCAGCGGAGAUGCAGCGUGACGUGUCGCGUAGCACGUUUAGCCUCGUGGC